AUGGACGUAAGCGGAGGAGGAGGUGACGUGGCAACACCUGUUCAACAGAAAGCACAUGAAGCCUGGAGGAUUUACCAACACUACCUUGACAAAACUACCCCUCACGCAACUUACAGGUGGAUUGGGACUUCUGUCAUCGCCCUUGCCUUCUGUUUGAGGGUUUACUAUCUCCAAGGCUUCUACAUCAUCGCUUACGGACUCGGAAUCUACCUUUUGAAUCUUCUCAUUGGGUUUUUGUCACCUCUUGUUGAUCCUGAGGCUUCUGGUGGAGGAGGAUCUGAUGGACCUUCUCUUCCUACUAGAGGCUCUGAUGAGUUUAAGCCUUUUAUCCGCCGUCUCCCUGAGUUCAAAUUCUGGUAUUCGAUGACAAAGGCGUUCGGGAUUGCGUUUGUGAUGACGUUCUUCUCGAUGUUUGACGUUCCUGUGUUCUGGCCGAUUCUGCUUUGCUAUUGGAUUGUUCUCUUUGUUCUCACCAUGAGACGCCAGAUCUCCCAUAUGAUUAAGUAUAAGUACAUCCCUUUCAGCUUCGGCAAACAGAAAUAUGGUGGACGGAGUAGCAGCGGCUCACGUGCGGAGUGA
Messenger RNA from Eruca vesicaria subsp. sativa (arugula), 579 nucleotides. The record is from the annotation of a GenBank genome assembly. NCBI's taxonomy places the organism in Eukaryota, Viridiplantae, Streptophyta, Magnoliopsida, Brassicales, Brassicaceae.